UAAAUCAAUCCCCACUACACCUCACAUCUUCGGAUCAAAAUGGCAACUCAUCUUCCAUAUCCAUAAUAACAAAUUAAUCAUUUUAUUUUUUCAAUUCUUCCAUUUAAUCUUCAAUAGUGAAAGCUUAUAGUAAUAUUCUGUGUUUUUCAUCUUUGCAUAAUGGUGUUUUACUUUACCUGAUGAGUGAGGAUUGAAGUCAUCUGCAAGUUCUCUGUCUUCUAGCUAUCAUCUUGCCGUAUUGGUUUUUAUUUCUGUGAAUAUUUUUAAAUGAAAUUGGCGAGUUUGGUCAAGUUUGAGAUGUUGGAUUUUGGCUACAAUUGGGGGUUUUAUCCAUGCUUAAUUCGAUUAAGACGUUGAGUUUGGCCAAAUAAGUUAGCAUUUAGAUUUUGCAUAUGUUUAACACAAAUUGUAAAGACUGUAGUGCAGUGUUUUUUCAGCCAGUUUCCUACGACGCCGUCUCGACGGCUCAAAACAAGAAUUCUUAACUAAAAAUUUUUAUUAUUAGACUAUUAAAUCCAAAUAUAAGACUAUGUCUUACGAUGAAAUUGUCUCGUACGAAAAUUUGGAUUCUGUUUAUUGCUGGUUUGCUACAUUAAUGAAGUUUAAAGUUUCUGCAUAAUUUGGUUGAGAAUUAUGAGGUUGAUUUAUUUUGGAUGCUUUAAUACGUCUUUAGGUAAUUUGGAUUUUUUGCACUUUAUGUCAAUUUUCACCAAGUAACACAGAUAGAUAUACAAUAGUUUCUAGCAUUGUAAAUUAAACUUGAUUAGGAAUUUGACAAUGGUUGGAUCGUUUUGAGAGUUUUAGUUUAAUUAAUAAAAGAAUCAAAAGCUUUAUAAUCAUUAAGCUAGUUUCAAGCAUUGUAAAUUAAAUUUUAUUCGUUUACGUAAUGGUCUAUAUCUUUGUUUCUAAGGGUCGUUCAUGUUAUGAAUUUUUGCUUUGGGCAUCGAAAAUCUCUGAGACGGCCUCGAAAAUAAAACUCAUAUCUUUAUCAAUUGGUUUUCUAUUGUUUUUGGUUGGUUGUUAAUUUUUAAUUUUUUAGUGGUUAAACAGUAAAAAUUGUUUAAUAAAUGAGUUUUAUUUAGCUGAAAAGCUAUUUAUAGUAACUUUUUCAUUGACUUUUGACUUGACAUAUUUUAUCUCUAAUAAAAAGCCAAUAAAUAAUUUUUAUCAAACAUCUCCUCCAUCAUCACGAUAACAACUAGUUUAAACAGCCAACUUAUCAGUCAAUACAUUCGUUGGUUGAAAAACUAUUUCGGUUAACAGCUCUAGCUAAUAGCAAUUUACUAAAAAUCGACUAUUAUGAAGAUGUUUGGUAAAAAUUAAAAAAAAAAAAGCCAACGAAUGUCCAACUGUAAUGUGAAUAUCCCAGUAUGGGCUUCAUAAAGUCAUUAACUAACAUAUCCCUACCCCCAAGCCCCAGCUGAUGUUUGCAACCAAUUGACUUAGCUCAACCAAGAGACAAUUAUAUUGGUCAAAUAUUGUUUGCAUUGUAUAUUUUAUACAACUACAACUUAUUGCAGACUAAUUCCUGAUUUUCUUUAAUUAUUGAACUCCUUUCUUGCUUGUUUAUGCAUCUUUCCCUUUGUUUUCUAUGGAUUCCUUCUUAAUUAUCCCUGCCACAUUAAUUUUCUUUUCUGUGAUCACCCCCAUUUCUGGCUCUUACCAAUACCAUAUUACCCCAAACUAUAACAUUUCGUACUUACAAUUCGUUGACGAUCAUGGUGCUUUCCUAUAUUCUCAAAACAGAACUUUCAUGGCAGCUAUUUGUAAUCCAGGAAAGCAACAAAUCAAAUUCUACUUGUGUGUCAUACAUGUUCCAUCCACCACUAUUAUUUGGUUGGCUAAUCGUGAUGCUCCUAUGUCAAUAUCAGGUAAGCUUCUGCUUUCUUCUGAUGGUAUUACAAUCUCUGAUGAAAAUAGUAAUAAGAAAUGGUCAACCCCAUCAUUGCAUUCAUCUGUCUCAGCCCUGAUUCUUACUGAAUUCGGUAAUCUUGUGUUGCUUGAUCAUAAUAACGUUUCUCUGUGGGAGAGUUUUCGGUUUCCUACUGAUACUGUGGUGGUAGGUCAAUUGUUACCAGUUGAGGGUUCGUUAACCAGUUCUGUGUCAGAUAAUGACCUGUCGAGGGGCAAUUAUAGUCUCUCUGUUACAUCCUCGGAUGUCAUACUUCAAUGGUCUGGAUCAACAUAUUGGAAGCUAUCUAUGGAUCCUAAUGCACAGCGGAAUUCAAAUUAUGUGGUUGAAUAUCUAAAGAUUGAUGCUAGUGGUAUUACGCUUUUUGCUCGUGAUGGGUUAGUUGUUGUUCUUCAAGUCAAAUUGUUGCCAUCUGAUUUCCGGUUUGCUAAAUUGUAUCCAAGUGGGCAUUUCAAAGUCAUUAGCUACUCGGGUAGAGAUCAGACUGAAGAUUUUGUAUGGCCUCGUGACAGUUGUGAUGUUCCAUAUGUCUGUGGCGGAAUUAAGGUAUGCAGUAUGGAGGGAACAUCUAAUGGCCCUGUUUGUUCAUGCCCUUCUGGGUUUAACUCUGAUCAUCAAACAAAUGGGUGUGUUCUGCGUGACGCCUCUUUGUCGUUACCUUUUGCUUGUAAUUCUUCCGAUGAUCAAAGUUUGAAAAGUUCUCGCAACAUCUCAUACUUGGGUUUGGGGGUUGGCGUAGGUUCUUUUCUUACCAAAUUUUCAGAUCCUGUUAAAUACGGAAUAGAGUUGUCCAUGUGUAAAAACCUCUGCUCAAAAGACUGUUCGUGCUUGGGAUUGUUUUACAAGAACUCAUCAGGUCUUUGUUUCUUGAAUCAACAUCAGUUGGGAUCAUUUAUGUCGAAUGUAGCUGUUGGAAGUGAUUUUUUGGGUUACAUCAAAAUGUUUGAUGCAGUGUCUGCAACCGAUGAUACUAAUGAUACUUCUAGAAGUCGAAGACAGGUAAUUACGUUGGUAGCUUUGAUCAUCUUUCCGUCGUCUUUGCUCCUAGUGAUUGCUGGAUUAGGUUUUCAAAGGUGGAGAAAAUGGAAGAGGUCCAUAGUUGGACCUGAAAAGUCAGGCCACCUAAGCUCUUCGGGAGAAUCAGAGGCCUUCUCGAUACCUGGGUUACCUGUGAGGUAUGAUUACGAGGAUUUAAGGGUAGCAACCGGUAAUUUCAGCAGCCUGAUUGGUUCUGGAGGAUUUGGGGCGGUCUAUAAAGGGACCUUACUGGAUGGAACUGUUGUGGCUGUCAAGAAAAUAACCAAUCUCGGUGUUCAAGGAAAAACGGAAUUCUGCACAGAGAUAGCAGUCAUUGGAAAUAUUCACCAUAUGAACUUAGUAAAGCUUAAAGGCUUUUGUGCUCAAGGAAGUCAGCGUUUAUUGGUUUACGAGUACAUGAACCAUGGAUCUUUGGACCGAAUUCUGUUUGGUAACGGUCCUGUCCUGGAAUGGCAAGAGAGAUUCAAUAUUGCUCUUGGAACAGCACGCGCCCUUGCUUAUUUGCAUAGCUGUUGUGAACAUAAGAUCAUUCAUUGUGACGUGAAGCCAGAAAACAUUCUUUUGCAUGAUUUUUUCCAACCAAAGAUUUCUGAUUUCGGGCUGUCAAAAUUGUUGAGCCCUGAACAAUCCAGUCAUUUCACGACAAUGAGAGGCACUCGUGGGUAUCUUGCACCAGAAUGGCUUACUAGCUCUGCAAUCUCAGAAAAAACAGAUGUUUAUAGCUAUGGGAUGGUACUGCUGGAACUCGUUAGUGGAAGGAAAAACUGCUCGCCACAGCGAGUGCAACAAAGCCAUAGCCUAGAUGGUGGAAAUAAUACGGGUAAUAGUUCAUCAGCUUCAUGCAGAUCAGGAAGUCUUUAUUUUCCGAUGUAUGCGCUGGAUAUGCAUGAACAGGGCAGGUACUUGGAGCUUGCUGACCCAAGACUCGAGGGUCGUGUAACAAGUGAAGAGGUCCAAAAGUUGGUUUGUAUUGCUUUAUGCUGCGUUCAUGAAGAAUCGUCAUUUAGACCAACCAUGGUGAGUGUAGUUGGAAUGCUUGAAGGGAGGAUUGAAUUUGAUCAUCCUCGAUUAGAAUCUUUGAAUUUCUUACGAUUUUAUGGACGCCGCUUUUCUGAACCUUCCAUCAUUGGAAAUGACGGACAGCAAAUGAGUUAUUAUCGAACUAAUGCCUCAGCUUCGAGCACAAGUGGAAGUGGUACAGUACAUAGUUAUAGUAAUCCCUCUUAUGUUUCGUCUCAGGAAGUUUCAGGUCCAAGAUAGAUUGUAUGGCUAAGCUAUCCUAGUUUUUGUAAUUAGUAGAGAUGUUUGCUAAGCUAUCUUGUAAUCCUUUAUGAAGGGUCAGUCGUCAGCGAGCAUGAUUUACUUUACCUCAUCUGUCUUUUUUUCGUUCUUGCUGAUGGUAAACUGUCAUAGGACAGCGACUGUGUCCUUGUUUAGUUCAUAGACAGGAUUUUCGAGAAGAGCAUAUGAAAAUUCCAAAAUCAAUGGAAAUUCAUAGUCAAAGUUAAGGAUGCCAAAAUGGGUGGUGGAUGUGGUAUGCCUUCUCCUAUAUCCAUAGUCCAUACCCACCUAAAAUUUUCAUAUCCAGCACGUACGCACUACCUAUGGCAGCUUUAGUCUCCGACUAAUGGACAGAAGACGAGGGAAGCAAUUGAACACAGAGAGCAAUAUGUAGCAAGUAUGUAUCAGAAUUUCAGCCACUUUAUGAUCUGAACACAUCCUUGUUUCUUCAACAAGGCAAACAUGGAAUAGAAUUAAUCCCUAAGGAAAAUAAGCCAUAAAAUCAGUCUAGUGAGUCAUGAAGCAUCGUAUAUUAUCAUCCAUUAUAUUGUUAUGUAAUCAGAUUGUACUUGUACGAACAAAGGAUCAUAUGUUGGAUCAAGGUAAAUAAUGCUAGAAAUUUAGUCACUGACAUAGUAUUAAAGUGUCUUUGGAGAUAAACUAGUGAAAGAUCAGGGACUGCAAAAGCAAGCUAAGCAACAAAAAGAUUUAUGCACAUACAAAAUCAGAAGCUUGCAAGGUCUUGCUCAUAGAAAUGCAGCAAAAUUCUACUGAAUGUGAAACAUCAAACAUCCCAUAUUUGAUUUGCAAGCACAUCAUUUAUGAGUAAUAACCUGAUAAAUAAAUGACCUGGAGUUGUACGAGACUGUCUCACCGUGAGACGAGCCAUACAAAAUGUCCGUUAUGCUAAAAAUUUCUAUUAUUGGGUUAUUUAAGCCAAGUAUUAGGCACGUCUCACGGUGAAAUCAUCUCAAGUUUCUUCUAUUUCAACCUGAAUUAUGUCAAUUAAAAUUUAUUAAACAAGUAAUAUAUUUUUAAUACAAGGUAACACUUUUUUGGUCAUAUAGUGAUGCAGUUGACAUGAAAGCACAAGGACAUUGCACAUCAAGAAUUAAGAUGAUCAGUAACUCAAAGCUGUAUUUCAUCAAACACCUUGAAGACAAGUCUAGACAUACUAACAUUUCAGUCUUAAAUCCAGCACUAAAUUGUGUAUGGUUAAAGUUUAAACGAAAUUAUAUAGAAAUAAAAAUUAAGCAGAAUUAUCCUAACAAAUUGGGCAAAUUUUGCAAAUAAAUGGAGAGCAAACCCUGACUUCUGAAAAUAUAGAAAAAUUAUGGAGAAAAUCAUAGUAAACAUCAGAUUUUACAUAAAAAACACUUGAGUAAUAAUAUUAAAACAUCAAAUCAGAAUGAAAUUGAAUAA
This is a messenger RNA of Amaranthus tricolor (Joseph's coat), 5653 nucleotides long. Its product is annotated as G-type lectin S-receptor-like serine/threonine-protein kinase At5g35370. The transcript is spliced from 2 exons. Gene Ontology annotation, molecular function: ATP binding; protein serine/threonine kinase activity. Gene Ontology annotation, biological process: protein phosphorylation. Lineage: Eukaryota; Viridiplantae; Streptophyta; Magnoliopsida; Caryophyllales; Amaranthaceae. The record is from RefSeq and is a predicted model, not a curated record. The coding region runs from base 1592 to 4210 and encodes 872 amino acids.